Messenger RNA from Durio zibethinus, 2270 nucleotides. RefSeq names its product Ubiquitin carboxyl-terminal hydrolase family protein (gene WTF9). Gene Ontology annotation, molecular function: RNA binding. The record is from RefSeq and is a predicted model, not a curated record. Lineage: Eukaryota; Viridiplantae; Streptophyta; Magnoliopsida; Malvales; Malvaceae.
ACGAAAAAGAAAACUCUCUUUCUCAUCUCUCUUUUCAUUUUUGCCCCUGUUCUGCUCUUCUCACUUUCGGAACCCCAUUACUGGCGGUGGCUGCAGCAGCCAAGUUAUCUGGCCAGGACUUAGCUUAAGAACGGCAACCACAUAACUGGCGGUGGCUCCAGCAGUCCAAGCUAUAUUGCAGCAGCUACUCCGGCCAAGGUCUCACGAAGAUAGCUCAGCUCGGAUCGUUUACACCACUGUUGAGGCAGACUGUUCUCUAUUUCUCAUCGGCUAUCUCUGUUUAUUCCUUCCGCGUUUGCCGACAACAAAAUGACUUGCUAACUUGGUAAGAACUUGAAAAAUAAACCCCCCCAACAAACCAAAACCCAUGUUUCUAUACAACUCAAACUCAAAAACCCACGUCAAAAAAUUAAUCUUUACCUCCAAAUUUUCAAUUUUUUCCCUUUUUAAUCACCAAAAACCAUCUUUUAGACACACCCAAAUUCACAACUAUGUGAAUGUGUACAUGAAAUGGAAGAAAGAUCCAUUCUUUGACUCAAUAGUGCACAUCCAUAAAUCCCUAGAGCUUAAACCAGUUAUUCAACUCAAAAACUUCAUUGCUAAUGACCCCAAUGGUUGUAUCCCAAUUUCUGCUGUAUCAAAAAGAGGCUUGGAAUUUGAUAUUUCCAUUAAGGUUGCUAGGUUCCUAAGGCAAUACCCUUCAGUUUUUGAGGAGUUUAGAGGUCCUGAAUACAAUUUGCCUUGGUUUAGGUUGACCCCAGAAGCUGCUGAGAUUGAUAGAGAGGAGAAAACGGUAUCUGAGGAAUACAAGAAGGAUUUGAAAGAUAGGUUGAAAAGGUUUAUUUUGAUGAGCAAAGACAAAGUUUUGCCUUUGAAGAUUAUUAAAGGAAUGGAAUGGUAUUUGGGGUUACCUGAAAGGUUUUUGGAGGAUUCGAAAGGGAAUCUUGAUGAGUCUUUUAGGUUUGUGGGCAUGGAUGAUGGGUUAAAAGGAUUGACUGUUGAGAGUAAGGGAGAAAAAGUAUUGUCUACAAUGCAAAGAAAUGCAAUGGAAAAUGGGGUUUAUUUUGGUGGGACAUUGGAAGGAAUUGAGUUUCCAAUUUUCCCAUCAAAGGGUUUAAGGUUAAGGAGGAAGAUUGAAAGUUGGUUAAAUGAGUUUCAAAAACUUCCUUAUGUUUCACCUUAUGAGGAUUUUUCACAUUUGGAUCCUAAUAGCGAUGUAGCUGAGAAGAGAGUUGUGGGGAUUCUUCAUGAGUUGUUGAGCUUGUUUGUUGAACACUCAGCACAAAGGAGGAAGCUUUUGUGUCUUAAGAAAUAUUUUAGAUUACCACAGAAAGUCCAUAGAGCAUUUGAAAGGCAUCCUCAUAUGUUUUACUUAUCUUUUAAGAACAAGACUUGUACUGCAAUUCUUAAGGAGCCAUAUUGUGGUAAGUCUAGUAUAGAGAGGCAUCCAUUGUUGGGAGUGAGGAAGAAAUACAUACGGUUGUUAAAAGAAUCCGAUAGGCUUUUGAAGAAUAGAAGGAGUAAUAAUAGGUUUGUUAAGCGAGAAAUGUUGGAGAAGGAUUGGAAUUCAGAUUUGGAUUUGGAUUCAGAUUCAGAUGACAGAACAGAGAUUCCUUUGUGAGUUACGUUUCCAUAAUUUUAAGUUAGGCCUAUACAAUUGCAGGCUAACAGGAGGAGCCUAGGCAAGAGCUUCUCCUGAAGAGUGAUUAGAGCUUAAUGCUUAUUUACUAGCCUUUUAAUGGCAUGGGAUCUGUCUUAGACUCUCGAAUUAACAAUAGCACUUAAAAGUGGCAAGCAUUGGACCUGUUGCUGCAUUUGAGCAGUGUCUUCAUCAUGGAGGUACUUCUCUAAAUUUAUGCAUAGUGUUAAAUAUUUUAGUCAGCUCCAGAACAUUUAAUUCCAAAGGAAAUAUGCAAUGCAGCUUAUAAGUUUGUUCAAUAUGGAGUAGCUGAUUACUGUAAUUAUUGAGAGAUUGUAGCUGUUAUGACAUUCUGGUUAAACAAUGGAGACGAUAACAUUUUUCCUUGGUUUUCUCUUUAUUUCCCCCUUUUCCCAUGGAUCCCAAGUGUGAGAUUUUAGUUUUCUUGUUUAAGAACGAAUUGUUAACAAAUUUGUAUAUAGAAAAGGAUCCAUUAGUCUUCUGUUGUGAUAUUUACUAUGUCUUUAAUCGCUGCUGGAGUUCAUGACUCAGUUUCUUUACUAAUGUAAAUAACUGUACUCCAAAACUGUCAAUUAAUUGUGUUUCAUGUGAACAUCUGUUUAAUUGGUGU